Messenger RNA from Epinephelus moara (kelp grouper), 1258 nucleotides. It is a transcript of the gene il12a, whose product is annotated as interleukin 12a. Lineage: Eukaryota; Metazoa; Chordata; Actinopteri; Perciformes; Serranidae. Gene Ontology annotation, cellular component: extracellular region. Gene Ontology annotation, molecular function: interleukin-12 receptor binding; growth factor activity. The record is from RefSeq and is a predicted model, not a curated record. The transcript is spliced from 6 exons. The coding region runs from base 361 to 987 and encodes 208 amino acids. Gene Ontology annotation, biological process: immune response.
GUUGCUUUCUCUAAAAGAUGAGACAAAUAACGCCACUUCUCGUUUUUUUUUUUUUUCAACCAACGUGUGCUGGAAGAUCAACAAGGAAAUUACGUAUGACGUUUUAGUUUUCUUUUUGCUGGCCGACUGAGGGAAUCCCCCGAAAAUGCAUAUAAAAACAAUCAGAUAAGAGAGCUGCAGCACAGAGCUACUGAUUUACCACACAGACCUGAGAUAUCUGAUCAGAGAGAUGGCAGUCUUUAAUCUCUGUAAGUCAGCGAGCCCCACACACAGACUGGAAUACUGAAGUUUUUUUUUUUUUAACUCUGCUGUAUUUUGUCAUGCAAACAUUUGUGUAAACCCAUAAGACGCAUGUGUUGAAUGUUAUUAUUCUCUCGCCAUGCAGACUUCGCCAGCUGUGCGCUGCUGCUGAUCCUGAGCUGGCGCACAUCCACAGGAUUCCCGGUGCUUUCACUGAGCACAGAGAAAUGCGAGGAGUGCUCAUCGCUCUUCAAGAGCCUCCAGCUGGAUAUCAAAGGACUGCUCAACAGUAGUGUUUGCCAUGGCAUCCCUACUGCUGACAUGGAGAUGACGAGCACAGCUGAGACAGUACAGGCCUGCGCACCCGCUCUGACUCAGAACCCAGGCUGCAAUGAGCAGAGAAGUUCAUCCUUCAGUGAGAGUGAAUGUCUGAGGAACAUCAUGAAGGACUUGGCACACUACACUGCUGUUAUUGAAUCCUACCGCAACUCCACAAUCAGAGAUCCUGAGGGAGAAGCUGCACUUCUGAACACAACUCUGGGAAUAAUUCACAGCCUGAGGAAGAACUGUUCCCUGAUGCCUGAUGGAGGGAACGACACUUCAAAGGAGGAUCUCGCUCAUACGUGGGGAAAUGACAGCUUCAGUAACAGACAGAAGAUGUGUAAGAUGAUGAGGGCCUUCCAUGUCCGAACCAUCACCUUCAACCGAGCCAUGGGCUACAUCUCCUCAGGAGACCACAGGAAGUAAACACCCUGCAACCUCAUCAUCAUCAUCAUCACCAUCAUUCCAACCAAUACCACAAUGUCUCGUCUUCUUUAUCUGAACAAACCUUCCUGAUCAUUCACUACCAUGACAACUACUCACCAAGUCGUGCUUUACACUGCACAUGCUGCCAACGUCUGCAUGAUCACUGCGCAGGCAUAAGCUAGCUGGCCUCAGUGAGAGCUGAGUGACAGUCAAAUUGUUGCCCGAGUUAGCAGUGGAGGCCAUGUUGGCCUGCUUAAAUGUAUGAAUGUAU